AUGCUCGCACUCGCGUUCUCCCUCGUCGCGUCGGCGGUCGCCGACGACCUCGUCGUGUCCCUCGACGGCCUCGGCAAGCUUCAGGGCGCGGCCCUGGGCGUCGUGCGCGAGUUCCACGGCGUGCCCUUCGCCGCGCCGCCCCAGGGCGCCAUGCGCUGGCGGUCGCCGGCGGCGCCGAGCGCCUGGGACGGCGUGCGCGACGCGACGUCCUUCCACGCGUCCUGCGCCCAGCCGUCGGGCUUCAGCCCGACGAUCACGAACACGUCCGAGGACUGCCUCUUCGUCGACUUUUACGCGCCCUCGGGCGCGUCGGCCGCGCCCGUCUUCGUCUGGAUCCACGGCGGCGGCCAGCGUCGAGCGACAGGAGUCUUUUUUCGCGCCAGCGGCGUCGCGGACCUGCCGGUCAUCGCCGUCGUCCAGUACCGCCUCGGCGUCUUCGGCUUCGCGGGCUCCGACGCGAUCCGCGACCCGGACACGAACGCGACGGGCAACUGGGGCUUCGAGGACCAGAUCGCCGCCGUCGCGUUCGUGAAACAGUACGCCGCGAGCUUCGGCGGCGACCCGGCGAACGUCGCCAUCGCGGGCCAGUCCGCCGGCGGCGCGUCCGUCGGGAAUUUGGUCGUGGCCCCAAAGGCCAGGGGCCUCUUCCAGCGGGCCAUCGGCAUGUCCGGCAGC
Molecule: messenger RNA, 675 nt
Organism: Aureococcus anophagefferens
Lineage: Eukaryota; Pelagophyceae; Pelagomonadales; Pelagomonadaceae
Exons: 2
Source: RefSeq, a predicted model, not a curated record